UGUGCAUGUGACUCAUCCGAGUGACAACCAGUGACAACAAUAAACAAUAAAUAACCACUCUACUACAAAACACAACAAAAUGGUUUAAAUUAUGGAAUAAUAAAAAAAUCACAGAAAUAAGUUUCUAAUAUGUCCUACACAAUGUCCAAGACAUAAUCGGCUAUGAGACACGACCUAUCAGUCCCAUCUCUUCUCAAGCUGACGUCAUUCGUUCUAUGGAACUGGUUGUACUUUUUCAUGGUCGAAUAUGCGCCAGACAAGAGUCCUGAAUGGUGCUGCAGGGUUGUGACAUUGUUGCAUGGUAGCGUCGCCACUGCCAUCGGCUUGACUCAAUGCCAGUGGCGAAAUGUGACACCAUGGCAUUUUACUAAGGAGCUAACAUCGGGUCAAUACAUUCUGAUGGUAUGGUCGUGGGGCUACUUCGCCUUCGACCUGUUGUGGUGUUUGGUGUACUGGACCGACAGUGUUGUGAUGCUGUUCCACCACAUCGCCGCUCUGGUCGCCAUCACUAGAUUCAUGCAGAAAGAGAGUACAGGGUGCACCUACUCGUGCACUUUAGUACUGUUAGAGAUUACUAAUCCUAUGCUACAAACAAGAUGGUUUCUCAAAAAGGAAGGAUACGGGAACACAACAUUUUAUUUCAUGGUAGAAGUCCUUUACCUGGGCAUGUUCCUCGUCCUUCGAGGGAUACUGGGCACCUACCUCGUGUACUUGGUGUUCAGUACGGGUUACUUCGAUUGGGAGGAAAAAGUUCUAUCAGUCAUCUUCUACGCUGUUUCCCUGGCCUUUGUUUACGACAUAGCUGGAUAUAUACGCUACAAGUACAGAGACGAGAUAAGUGAGUUUAGAGAAUUCUACUAUGCAACCCAAAUUUAUACUGAGUCUGAAGAAUUUCGACGGAGGGCACAUCUAACACAUUCCGAAAUUUUAAACACAAUGUAGCGAUAUUAACACUUUUAUUUGAAAACUCUACAAAUCUAUAGAUCCUUGUUAUAAAUCAGUUCCUUACAAUUUUGCCGUCUUAUUUUACAAAAAAGGGUGUCAGUGUUCCUGCUAGCCAAAAAAUACAAAUAUCAAUUUUGUAUCAAUUGAUCAGAAAUAUAUUAAUGUGUAUAAUUAAUAAUAUAUUUUAAUGUGUAUAAAAUUAGACACUUUUUUGCACAGAACUGCAGAUGUAACAAUAUUUUAUACAGCAUAUUGGUCAGUCCUAUUAGCUAAGAAAUAUAAAACAAUAAACAAGAUAAGUUU
Spodoptera frugiperda (fall armyworm) is the source of this 1248-nucleotide messenger RNA. Its product is annotated as TLC domain-containing protein 5. The transcript is spliced from 4 exons. Gene Ontology annotation, cellular component: membrane. The record is from RefSeq and is a predicted model, not a curated record. Bases 163 to 942 code for a protein of 259 amino acids. NCBI's taxonomy places the organism in Eukaryota, Metazoa, Arthropoda, Insecta, Lepidoptera, Noctuidae.